AUGCCGACGUGCCAGCAGGGGACGGGGACAAAGGGGAGGCAGAGGGCGAACCUCUCCAGGCCUCCGUGCCCUGAGAUGGCCCGCCGGUGGCCGGGGCAUGCCUGGAUGGCGCGGUGUGGUAAGGAGAUCUUCGCCCACCAGGCCACGGCGCCCCUCAACGAAGAGGGCCUGUGCAUGGUGGCGAAGUUCCGGAAUUCGUGGCGCAUGGCCUUUUGGGUCGACCGUCUGGUACGGGAGCACGGCGGUGAGGUGCUGGACCUCAAGUCCUUGCGGAGUCAAGUCGCGCUGACUUUCCGCGAUGGUAAGGACCCGCUGAUGCCCUUCGACGAGUACGUGCUCUACCUCCGCCAGAUGGACUGCAUCCACUGGCCGAACACCCCGGCCCCCCUGAACGACGAAGGGCUGAGACAGGUGCUGCAGGACGGCAACGUCCGCUGGAUGGCUUCGUGGCUCGAGCAGGUGAUCAAAAAGCUGGACGGCGAGGUGCACGACUCCAGGCAGCUCCACGUGUUCGCCGCCGAGCUGGUGGAGAGGUACGGCCACGCGCCGGGCAGGAGGAAGGUGGACUACGCGUUCGACGAGCUCGAGCGCCAGCUGAGGAGGAAGGAGCCGUGGGUCAUCUGGCGCGGCGAGGGCCUCUUCGACCACCCCGACAGGGCGAACGGGUGGUGGGCGAACAUCCCGUCGUGGCUGAUCCCGAGGCCCGUCGAGAGGCUCGCGUACCGGAUCGCGAACCCCGUCGAGGACGCCCGGAAGUCCCUGGCGCGGUGGAUGCAGUUGCUGUCCAAGGUGGCGGACCCAGCGGAGGAGAGCGGCUCGGCCGACGCCUCUACUUGA
This is a messenger RNA of Prorocentrum cordatum, 837 nucleotides long. The record is from the annotation of a GenBank genome assembly. NCBI's taxonomy places the organism in Eukaryota, Dinophyceae, Prorocentrales, Prorocentraceae.